Pseudogymnoascus destructans is the source of this 4332-nucleotide messenger RNA. RefSeq lists its product as uncharacterized. Gene Ontology annotation, biological process: meiotic cell cycle; microtubule nucleation; spindle assembly. Gene Ontology annotation, molecular function: microtubule minus-end binding; gamma-tubulin binding. The transcript has 3 exons. Bases 45 to 2687 code for a protein of 880 amino acids. The record is from RefSeq and is a predicted model, not a curated record. Lineage: Eukaryota; Fungi; Ascomycota; Leotiomycetes; Thelebolales; Thelebolaceae. Gene Ontology annotation, cellular component: gamma-tubulin complex; centrosome; spindle pole.
CUUAAAGUUAAUUGGCACGACAACAAUGCGGUCAGUUCAACAUUAUGUCGCAUAUCGCAAAGAUUGGAGCUCUCACUGAUGAGCUGGUUACUACAUUGACGGGUUUGACUCCAAAAAAUGACCCAGCUCGAUUCAGUGCAUGUCGGGAAUCGGCUGUACGAUCAUUUCGAUAUGGAAACUACCCCAGGGUCAAUCAGUUCGACGUCGAACAAAACCUCGUUGGCCUGGAGGAGAAAUUCAGGGUCUAUAAUAAAGAUGGCCUAGCUAAUGCCUUCCGGCAGAGGCUGGACGAACUCGGUACCCAAUCUACGAAAUGGACACCAGAAAUACUUCAUCUUUUUUUGGGGUUAUCAGACCGACCUGUACACAAAUCUAGGCUGAAAGACCUCGAGUUCCUCAGCCCUCCAGAAGAGCACGUUGAGCCGACCUACAAAUGGAAAGACUUGGUCAAAGACGACCCUUUACUACGGGACAAGAUAUGGAGGAAUAUCGAUUAUACGCAGGAUAGUUCGGAAGAUGACGACAUAUACUCGGAUAGCGACUUUGAACCACCCUCGCCCACUGACACGGCCCAAUCGAGUGUUGCUGGGGUAGGUACAGGUCAUCCGUCUGAUCUAGCCAUUGCUAUUGAUUCGACCAGCCUUAAUAGGCUACAUAAAGAGCAAUUCUGGAGAGCCACUAGGCGAAAACCUCUGAGCGUUGUGGAUGCUUACUUUGAGAAACCACCAACUUUCCCCAUCACAGAUCUACAAGCAAUUCGAGAGACACUAUUCAUGCUUAGGGGACUUCCGACGACUUUAUACUCGGAUUUAGACAAGGCAUCGUCAACUCGUAAUAACGGCGAGGCGAUUAUCCGGCCUGCUUCUGGAUUUAUCUUGCCCGGUGUCUCCCAUCACGUUUUCUAUAACAUUCUAGACAAGUUUUCCAGCUACGGCACUUCUCUCAAACUUCUACGUACCUGGACUCCCGUCGACAAAAGACUCCCUUUACUGCAAAGACUUCAUGAGCAGUUUCAAACUCGAUUACGAGAGCUCGACGAGAUAUUUUCUAGUUUGGAAGAGCCAUACUUGGUCCGUAAGAGCGAUGUGAUUGUCAGUCUCGCCGCGACAGAACAUGCCGUGGGUUCGCGUAUGCUGCCAUUCGAAACUCUUGCAAAACUGGUCCAGGAGCAUCAUAACUCACCGCCGUUUCGAUGGCUAGAAGCAUUAUACGAUGAGACGUGCAAAUUUCAAUUAGCAGAGAAUAGCGACAUGUACGAAUUCGUGGGCAGUAUAUUUUUCGAGUGCUUUGCAAUAUAUCUGCGACCGAUAAAGACGUGGAUGGAAGACGGUGAGCUAAACGAAGCGAGUGGAUUCUUCGUCAAGGAGGAUGUGAAGAACAAUGACAGAAUGAGAAUAUGGGAGAAGUACAUCAUUCAAAAUGAUGAAACUGGAGCACCAUACCAGACCCCGAAAUUCCUCCGCACAAGUGCACACAAAAUCCUUACUUCGGGUAAGAGCAUUGUUGUCCUUAAAGAGUUGCAACAAUACAGGUAUAUGCGCCUCUCGUGGGAGUCUAUGGAGCCCGUGCUCAGCUUUCAAACUGUCUGUGGCGACCACGGCAAUUCCCUCCUCCCAUUUACGGAGCUCUUCGAUUCUGCCUUUGAGGCCUGGAUAAAGACCAAGCACCAUUCUACCUCCUUCAUCCUUAGGACAGAACUCGUCGAGUCUCACCAUCUCGGCAGCGUCAUAGAUGGCCUGGAAACGGUCUAUUUUAUGACCAAUGGGGCCAUGUCCAACGCCUUUACGAGUUCCAUAUUUGAUGACCUAUCUCGGGGGACAGCAGAGUGGAAUAAUCCCUUUUCUCUCACUAGCCACUUGCGGUCCACGAUGGGACAUGGAGUUGGAAGGCAGCGUAUCAGCAUUAAAAUUGCCCCUAGCACAGCUGACGUCUUUACCGCCCGGCGAACGGUAAAAUCUCUGGCUACGAUAGAGAUCUGCUAUGACAUCCCUUGGAAAGUAGCACUCGUCAUCCGCCCCGUCACUCUCAACGCCUACAAACGCAUUGCAAUAUUCCUCCUCCAAAUUCGCCGUGCUUCUUACAUACUUUCGGGAUCACUAUCUCGCACCACAUCAGCGCCACCACUAUAUUACGGCCUACGCACGAAGCUCUUGUGGUUCAGUAACACGCUCUAUAGCUAUCUCACUGAUAUAGUGCUGAGGGUCAGCAUGGACGAGAUGCGUAAAAAUAUGGCAACCGCGGACGAAGUGGAUGAUAUGAUUGAAAUCCACGAAAACUUUCUAAAGAAGGUUACGACUCAGGCAUUACUUGGUCAACGGCUCGAACUCAUCCACAAAACCAUCUUGCAGAUCCUAGACUUGGCAAUCGCGCUUGAAGAUGCCCAGGCAAUGCUCGCUCCCCCUGCAGCAUCUCCUACCAAAGUUAUGCCGGAGGAAGCAGAGACAGAUUCAGACUCUGACAGUAGUUUUGAUUCCGAAGACGAGGGGGACCUUAGCAUAUUCCCUGAUCAGAAGGAUACGCCGUAUCCGGAACACCUAAGGUUUAUUAAGACCGAGCUAGAUAGGCUAUCACGUUUUGUCCUUGUCGGCCUAAGGGGCGUAGCUAGGGUAGGACAAGAGAGCAACUGGGAUAUACUAGUGGAGAAAAUGGAAUGCGGGUUGAGCGACGGCGAAGGCCGACGUGCAUAAUGUAUUUAUUAUGCGAAACGAAAUGAGCGGAACUUGUGGUUGGGCAUUGAAUUGGAGUCAGGGGGCUUAGAUACCCAAAUAUGAAAGCGGCCUUUUGGCAAUUAUGACUAGAAAUCAUGAAGUAUAAGACCUUUCAUGCAGGAUUUAGCCACUGAGCUUGCGAUGUAGGGGUCAUAAACUAGGUCUUCCAUUUCCCAAGUUUUUCCGAAGUUCCAAUUAACAACCACCCCUUUUUCUAAAAACCCAAACAACCAUAUCAACGCAACAGCGCCAUCUAUCCCAAGUUUAACACCGGCCCACCAUCCUCCUUACAGCACAACCCCUUCGCGCCUCACCUCCGCGGAUUGUGAGCAGGAGUAGGUAUUUUGAGAUACACAUUGUUCACAUUCAGCAUCCGAUCCAAUUCCCUCGGCAAGACAUUAUGAUGGUGAUAAUCAUGCCUCAACAUAGCCCGUGGCGGUUCAACCUCCGUAUUAUCCGCAUCCUGUGACCGAUUAUCAUCACUCUCGCAAUAUGCCUGAUGAGCACCCGGUGGGUCGCCCCUAUAAUCCCUAUCCCUUUGACGGCGGUAGAGGUCUUCUGCUUCAGCAUUUGUCAUUCCCGAGUCGGAGGGGUCUAGAUAACUUCGCCGCCAUCGUGGUGCAAGCAUACCUUCGCUUUCUACCAUGUCCUCACGCCGCCUAUCAUAUUGAGUAUGCGGAGUAUAACGACUAGCAGGCGUAUCCCUUCCCCGCGAUGCGUGCGCCGGUGCUCUUGCUCGUACAUUAUCCAUACGAUAGGGCUCAUCCCUCCAUUCUUUGAUAACCUGCUUGAUCUUAUCAAAUAAAUCGCCAAAUCCCGCACUCUCCCGCGCCCGCCUAGCCACCGCCGGCAUCUGCUUGGGCCGGUCGUAGAAAUCACUGGGGCCUAUGCCAUCCCACCCUAUCGUUGUCGUUUCGGGCGCUGCGGGAGACUCGAGGCGGAGAUUGUGUUUUCCGGCACACUUAGGCCGGCAGCAAUAGAUCGCUGAUAGGACUAUUAAGAUCACGGCGAAGAUGGCGGCGGUGAUACUCAUGCCGACGACAAAUUGGCGUGGUACAGCGCGGCCGUUUAGGGAGUAUGCGUAAAGGACGCACAAGGUGAUAAUGCCGAGGAUGAUCAAUAUUGCAGGGAGGAUCCGUUUGGUUAGGUUGUAGAGAAGUCCAUAAUCUGGUGCACGAAAUGAGAGGCGCUUAUACGCCGAGUCGGGCAUCUUGUAGGCGGACAUUUGUGAAGACCGAGAGUUGUGGUUGGGAGCAUCGUGGAAAGCCUUUUUGGGUUCAAGAGGAAAUUAUAUGCUUCUAGGUAAUGAACUAGAAUGGGAUAGAUGUCGACUCUUGCGCGAGAUAGAUAAACGAUGGAGAACAGGAUAGAAAACAGGACAGAAGAUAGGCAGAAGCCUCUACCCUAUUUUCUAGGUCGAAUAGUCCAAAUAGGCCUGAACCAUAGAGUUCCCUGCAUAUUUUGACUGAGACCCCAAUUGAGACAGCCCUCGAAUCAAGCCAUGACGUUGGACACUCACUACAGAUUAUGCAACGUACGCGCCACGAUAGUCUCCGAAGCUCUAGCAUCGACUAUCCAGGCACCAUAGUGCAUCGCCUGCCGCAAAAUUCUCAUUAUCAAGAUC